AUGUGGAAAUCCAUCAUUUCAAUCAGUCCACAAGCAGCUCGAGCAACCCGUUCUCAACUCUCAACAACCCGCUCCCAACUCUCAACAACCUUCCCAGCCCUUGCCACUCCAACGGCACCGAAAGCCUGCUUCAGCACAACCCCCAGUACCAAAAAGUCACGAUACGAAGGUCUCCAAGAUCGCGAAGCACUGGACCCUCAGCGCUCAGAAACCACCAAAUCAGGCACAGACGGCGAAGUCGCCGAGCACCCAUCCGCAUUUGAUCCGUCCAACACAGCACCAGAGAGCGAGCUUGCGGCUACAGAGGAAGAGAGCAAGAAGGAAGGAAAGCCAGACAGCCCCCUAGAUAUGAGCCCUGCGAACAAGGACGUCAGUGCUUGGAGAGGCCCAACUGAAGGUGGCCCUGCGCGCAACCGAGACCGCGAGGCUUCUAGUUCUCGCGGUUCGCCCAACAAGAACCGGGGCAUCCAUGUCAAGGAGGAUGGGACUCAUGUAUCUUUCAAGGAUUGA
Molecule: messenger RNA, 510 nt
Organism: Penicillium antarcticum
Lineage: Eukaryota; Fungi; Ascomycota; Eurotiomycetes; Eurotiales; Aspergillaceae
Exons: 1
Coding region: 1-510 (169 amino acids)
Source: RefSeq, a predicted model, not a curated record